CUGCAGCAUCAUAUUCAUGAUCGUAUUCAAUCAACUGAUCACCCUUAUCCACUUCUAUGGCAAUCAAACGCAUCCUCAUCAACAAUCGCCACACCUAUUAAAACGUCAUUCAACAUUAACACUAUUAGUCUCAAUAUUGAUAUUGAUACAACAAAUUACAACAACGUUUUCAAUAGUAUUGCACAUUAUAAUAACAAUAACAAUAGUAAUAGUGCUAUAAAUUUAUACAAUAUCAAUACUAUUAACAGUAUUAAUGAUAUUAUCAUCUUUAAUCAUAACAAUAAUGAUAAUAUCAAUAAUGAUAAUAUUAUUUAUAACGACACCUUAACACACUCAUGUCCGAAUUCACCCUGGCCAUCGUCAUGCCUUUCACUAAUUGUUGCAAUCGUGACCAUUGCGUUUAUGCUCACCGUUAUGCUGGGUAUUGUAUUAGGGAAUUCAUUAGUGGUGUUGACGGUGCACAAUGAUGCUAAAUUAAGGACUCACCGUCAAAACUGGCUGAUUGUUUCGCUAGCAAUCGCAGAUUUGCUCGUUGGUUUGCUGGUGAUGCCGCUGACGUUGACUUAUGAAAUUAUCGGAGAAUGGAAACUCGGUACGAUUUUUAAAAAAAUUCGUCAACCCAUAGGCUCAGGUUCAAAGAGGUGCCAGAAAGAAGUGAAGACAAUGAAUGCAGUGAAGAAGACCUUUCAGAGUGGAUGUAUAUUUGAAUGGAUGUAUAUUUCAGGCAAGGUGCUGUGUGAGCUGUGGCUUGCACUGGAUGUGCUCUUUGUGACCGCAUCAAUACUUCAUAUUUGUGUGAUCUCGUUGGAUCGUUACUGGUCCAUUACACAACCGUUGCAAUAUCCUAACAAACGACGUACACCACUCAGGAUUGCGAUCAUGAUUGGAACGGCCUGGUUGUUAUCGCUACUCAUUUGUCUACCGCCUAUACUUGGCUGGCGACCGAGACGUGCGCCAGGUGAAUGCUCAGUAAGCACGGAUAUCGGCUACGUUCUCUACUCAUCCCUUGGCUCAUUCUACAUUCCCGUUGUUCUGCUCGUUAUCGUCUACGCACGCAUCUUUAUCAUUACAAAACGUCACAGCCGUCAACGCAUCAAAGAAACCGAACGUUUGGGUAAGACGCUAUGUGAGCUGGCUGCUAAAGCUGCACGAAAUAGUAUUAAUGAAGCCAGCUAUUUGCUGACUGCAAAUACAAAUACUACGAUGACCAACACUCAAAUUACUACUAGAAACACUCAACUCACGUCAGGUGCCAUCAGCGCCCCAAAGUUUUUGGCAGAAUACAUCAACAACACAUCAACCGACCUCCACCAUUUUGAUCACUCUCAACGUAAACGAGCCAAAAUUCGACUGAAACGUCAUACUAAAAGUGAGCAGAAAGCAGACUACUGUCUAGUGCAGACUGCAGCAGCAGCAACAAAUAAAACUCCUGCUUACGAAUGCACAAGUAUACGUUCGAAAGCAGCAUGCGAAUCGAAAGCGUUUAAUGAAAAGCGACGUAAACUGCUCAAGGCUAAAGAGCGACAAGCCACUCUAUUGCUUGGACUCGUACUCAGCGCUUUCAUUUUUAGUUGGUUACCCUUUUUCGUAAGUUAUUUCUGUUCGUUUAUAACGACAGUAAUUUAUGUGCUGGGCGCAUUCGGCUACAAGGCACCUUCGUUAAUCUUUAAAUUCUUCUUCUGGCUUGGAUACUGUAAUUCUGGUAUCAAUCCCAUCAUCUAUACAGUUUUCAAUCGAGAAUUCAAAAAUGCGCUCUGCAGACAACUGCGACGACAACGCAAGCACACGGCUUCCAUUAUACGACGCUCAUUUCAUCUCAAUUAA
Messenger RNA from Anisakis simplex (herring worm), 1824 nucleotides. NCBI's taxonomy places the organism in Eukaryota, Metazoa, Nematoda, Chromadorea, Rhabditida, Anisakidae. The record is from the annotation of a GenBank genome assembly.